UCACGUCUGCCAUGUUGUCACGGUUUCAUUGUUCUGAUUUUUGAAAAGUGAGCACCCAGAAUGUAUGGGUAGCAGUAGGCGUGGUCAUUAUGAUGGCUUAGGGUACUCCAAUCCUAAUCGAAUACAACAAGCCUGUUUUUCAUUAAAAAAAAAAAUUUAGGAGUUUAAAACCUUCGGACCUAAAUGAUUUUUUAUUUUUUCAGAUAUUUUAUAAGUAGAUAUGUUUACUUGUAACUGAAUUUUUUUAUAUUCUGUACUAAUGCUAGUUUAAUUGCUAGCUUAAAAUUUUUGCAUUCCUUUCGAAAUAAAAAAAAGUUUUUUUUUUAAUGAAAAUUUAGUUGGUAAGUAAUUUUAUAUGGGAAGUUUAGUUAUUUCUUAUGCCCUUACCUAUGCAUCUUAGGAUUUCAACUAAUUAACCUAGUCAUCCUAGAAAUUACUAUUUGGGAUUAACAAUUAUUUAAGUACCUUUAAGUUGUUUUGUUUUCCCCCACUGAGCAACCUGCUUUUGUACCUUACCCGCAUGAAAGAGAUAUGACUAGCCAUGGUAGACAAAGGCUGCAAAAGAAGGAUCAUGUGCCUGACGAACUCAUUAUGUCGAUAUUUGUCAACCUCCCCGUCAAGUCCUUACUAAGAUUCAAGUGCAUCUCCAAGCUUUGGCGUUCAUCGGUCAUAGACAAUGAUUUCAUCGAACAACAUCUUUUGAAUCAACAGAAAAAGGAUCCUCGAAUUCUUUUUGCCUCUACCAUUCUCCGACAGAUAGCUGUAGAAUCAAUGUUCAUAAAUGUCGAUGGAGCUGAGGGAAUUGGUGAAGCUGUGACUGAUGUUUUGACUAUAACAUUUACAAACCAAUGUGAAGACUAUUUUUGCACGUUACAUUCAUGCGAUGGGGUUGUUUGCUUUUAUGGAACAAAAACCAUCCUUGUUUGCAACCCUAGCACGAGGGAGUUUCAACGUUUUUUCUUUGGCUCUGAUUACUUCGUUGGCCAACCAAUGCGUUUUGAUCCAACAGUAGGGUUCGGACGGGAUCAAGUCACAAAAGAAUUCAAAUUGGUUCGAUUUUUCAAUCCGUCAGGGACUUCUGACGAUUUUCGUAUGUGUGAGGUUUUUACAUUGGGUCCAGACCCUGAGGUUUCAUGGAGAAGGCUUGGUGAAGCACCUUACAGUGUCCGGGGAUUACCAGGACAACGACCUGUCUAUGUUAAUGGGGCACUCCACUGGAUCACUAGUUUUAAUAGACACCGUUGGGAGGCAGUCGUCUCCUUCGAUCUCCAUACAGAGAAAUUCCUAGCAAUCCCACAUCCGAGUUGCUUAGAUAGUCACUCUGACAGACACUAUGCGGCCUUAAUACCUUUGAGAAACUCUCUUUGCCUGGCUGUGUUAGCUGAUGAUGAUGAGAGGAUGAACAUAUGGAUUUUCAUGAAAGAUUGCCAGUCAUCAGCAGCUUUGAAUGAGAAGAAGGGAGCUUGGGAGAUGUUGCAUUCUAUUGAUGUGAACAUGGGAUUUUCAAUUGUGGAGCAUAGAAUCCCAAUUGUGGAGCAUAAGAACGGAAUUCUUUCUAUCAAAUUUUUUGGACUCAGUUUGCAACUAUACAAUCCAAAGAGUAAAAUGCUCAGGGAUGUUCAUGCGCUGGAGCAUUGGAGAACAUUUGUGCCUACUGCAUAUUUUGAAAGUUUAGUCCCUCUAUGUGCAAAAGACACGCGGGUUAAUUAGUACUUGAUAAGUGAGUAUCGAAAGUGGGUAGAGAUCUUAAAUUACAAUACUUUAUGCCAAUAAUUUCAUUAGAGAAAGUUUGCUUUCAUUUAUUCCAGCAGUGAAGCUCAAUCAAUUACA
Molecule: messenger RNA, 1830 nt
Organism: Theobroma umbraticum
Lineage: Eukaryota; Viridiplantae; Streptophyta; Magnoliopsida; Malvales; Malvaceae
Product: putative F-box protein At2g02030
Molecular function (GO): protein binding
Source: RefSeq, a predicted model, not a curated record